UCGCUCUCCCUGCGCAUCCCGAAUGAAAACAGCACCACAUCGGAUCCCGUGAACAAACUUGGAGUUAGGAGCGGUGCAUCCUCCCAAGCCAUACCUGGGUCGUCGAGGAUGGAGACUGUCAAAGGCCCUCCCCGGAACUCGUCCAUAGACUCUGCCAUCUCUGCGAUAUCCGCAGGAUCCUCGGCGUCCAAAAACCCUCAAGAUGUCGCCUCAAGUCCGGCGGACAUAGAGAGGCUAAUCAAGGCGGCCGGGUCGCCUGAGGCUGUGAUAGCGUACCUCCUCAAGGAGAAGCAGGGCCAGUCGCAACAGAAUGCGCAGCUCUGGCGGCUGGUGGACAAGCAAAGGGCCAUGAUCCUGGGACUGAACAAAGACCUGGAACGAUCUCUUAAGGAGAAAGAAAAAUAUAGGAAGAAGCUGAAGGAUCUGGUUUCGUCACAGUCAACGCCGCCAGGAUCAUCGCCAGGCCUGGUUCAGGAAUCGGAAGAGGGCUCCAGCUCGAGCACUACGGAUGCUGCGCCUGGGGCAAUGAAGCAACCCAUGCUCGACAUACCUGCCUCCCCCAGCGUCGGCUCCGAUAGGCUCUCACCUGUCGAUGUUGCGAUGGCACCAUAUCCAAUAACCCCUCCAGCGGAUCAGAGCAGCAAUGGGCCUCCCUCUGCCGUGGAAGAAAUCCUGAACCCCUCCCAUUUCAUGCCGGAAGCAAGCGAGCAUGCACUCGACCAGUACGAUCCCGAUGCCGAGGAGAGGGAGGCUGAGGCCCUGAGAAAACGGAGGGAUAUGGCAAAUGAGCUGCCGUUGAAUACCCCCCUGCCACCAAGGACGAGUUCACAUCGCCAGCCCACGUCUCCACGAGUUGGCCCUCCUGCUGCGUCUCAGCAAGCAGCUGGCUCUGAGACCACCUCGACGUCAAGGGCUUACGAUGACGGUGACGGUCUGUCCAACUUCCCAGCGCCACCGGCGCCACCACCGAGGAAGCCACCGCCAGCACCUCUGCAACUCAAACCCGCAAAAGCCAGUCCGGCAUUGACCGAAGAGGAGAACGAUGACAGUGACCCAGAUACGGGUGAAUUGCUCGAGGUCGACGAGAUGACGAGAACCAAGCGAGGACGCCGCAGGACACGACAGGAAGAUGACCAGAUGCGUGAGAUUCUAGCCUUGAAGGAAGCGGAAGCACGGAGCCUCUCGAAAAAGAGCAAACAAAGCAGCAGCGCCAAGGGAACACCCAAAGAGGCACCCCCGCCGGACAUUCAAGUGUUGGGUGAGACGCCGGCCUCUUCCCCGAGAUCUUUGAACCGACCGAAUGCUCCAGAGUCUUUGGGGUCACUGGCCGGCGUGCUCAGUGGUCGAGGUGCAGAUACGAAUGUGAGCAUAGGCUUGCCUGGAAGCCCACGUCCGAUCGGAGUGGGCUCAGGGCCCAGUUCGCCGCCAAUUUCACCCCGAGAGACUGGCGUUGUUCCUGCCGCAACAUUGUCGCCACGGGCCCCUCGGCAACCUAUCCCCUUGCCUCCGAACACCCCUCUUCAGACUCCAUCACCACACGAUGCGCUGGUUCUGAAAUCUCCUCAACCACUCAACAUCGUGAAGAAGAGAUUUGCAGACCCGGAGGUCGUUGACACGCCAACAUCCAGCCGGGAGAGCACGACAGAAAGGACAAGGGUGUACAGGGGUUUCAUGUCUGAUGAAUAUCCGGACCUACUGAUCACGCCGAAUGCACUAAUUGCGGUCGUCGUAAAGGUCGCGUCCUCGAGAAUGAAACCGUCACGUGCGAGUCUGAUCUCCUUGACGCAGCUAGAGGAAGAUCCCGUCUUUACCCUUGCAAUUCUCUCCAGAGCGGAUGGCGGAGAGUUAUGGCGAGUGGAGAAGGAUUCACUGUCUCUCGCCAAGCUCGACUCGAAGCUGAAGCAGUGUGCCGACUUCUCCGCGAGGACGCCUGAUCGAUCGCUCUUCAGCGGCCACGCUCCGGCGAAAUUGGAUGCCCGCCGGCGCGCACUUGAUCAAUAUCUCGACGAGGUUUUCAGUACACCCUUGGACACGAGCGCAGCCAUCGAUCUCUGCAGAUACCUGUCGACAAACGUCCUGCCGCCCAAUGCCGACGAGGUGGGCUCUGCAACAGGUCACGACGAGGAAGGAGGGCCAAAGCUUGGUCCCGGCGGGCGACAGUACAAGAGCGGCUACUUGACCAAACGAGGUAAAAACUUUGGUGGUUGGAAGGCCAGGUUUUUCAUUGUCGAGGGCCCUCAGCUGAAGUAUUUCGAGACGCCUGGAGGGGCACACUUGGGCACGAUCAAGCUCCAGGGUGCCCAGAUCGGUCGGCAGUCUCAUCCCCAAAACGAUCCAAGCUCACCGACGGGUAUCAAUGAUGAGGCUGACAACCAGUAUCGCCAUGCGUUUUUGAUCCUGGAACCGAAGAAGAAGGACCCCACCACGAUGACAAAGCACGUCCUCUGUGCUGAAAGCGACAAGGAACGUGAUCUGUGGGUUAACGUCUUGCUCCCAUGGACCAAUUAUAAAGACCCGGCGGACGACGAGGGCAGGGCGCAGGACCGGCACGGGUCGAGCUCUGGCCACGGCAAGGGGUCAAAUAGCAAGAAGAAGCAGGGGAGGGCUCAACAGCAACAGCAGCAGCAGCAGCAGCAGCAGCAGCAGUCCAGGGAAUCUGAGGACACGCUUAUUGGGGUGAGCUACGACAACACCAAACAGGGCGACAUUCCAUCGACUGAGUAUACCGAAACGCCGCCCGUGGUGACAGUGCCGUCACAAAUGCCGUACUCGAUUUCGGCGCCACGAGAUCCCCAGUGGAUGCCUCCCGACUCGGCAAUGUGGCAGAAUAAGAUGGGCGGCUUGGUUCCCCAGGGUAUGGACGAGAAGAAAGCCAAAAAGCGGAGCUUCUUUGGCUUUGGACCCAAACAGAGAUCAUCCAGCGACGGGGCAGACUCACUGUUCAGCGACCAAGGUGGCUCUUCUGGUUCCGCCAUGUAUUCUGGACCGGUCCGUCGCGUGUUCGGCGCGCCCCUCGCCGAGGCUGUGAAGUACAACUCUCCUCGGGACGUCAGAGUACCGCUGCCAGCUGUCAUCUACCGCUGCAUUCAAUAUCUCGAUGCCAGAGGAGCAAUCACAGAGGAAGGCAUUUUCCGUCUCAGCGGCUCCAACGUGGUCAUCAAGCAGCUCAAAGAGCGGUUUGACACCGAGGGCGACAUCAAUCUGCUCGAAGAUGAACAGUACCACGACAUUCAUGCGGUCGCGUCCAUGCUGAAGGCGUAUCUGCGGGAGCUGCCGACUAGCAUCCUGACAAGAGAUCUUCACCUCGAGUUCGUGGCCGUCACCGAGAUGAACACGCAACAAGAGAAGAUUGCAGUACUUCACGAACUUGUGAAGCGCCUUCCUCUUGCCAAUGGCGCACUGCUCAGGUACCUGAUCGCCUUCUUGAUCAAGAUUAUCAACAACGCCGAUCGGAACAAGAUGACCGUUCGCAACGUCGGUAUCGUCUUCUCACCCACGCUCACUAUCCCGGCUCCCGUCUUCGCUCUACUCCUGCAGAACUAUGAAGCCAUUUUUGGCAUCACGCCAGAAGAGUACGAGCUUCCGUCUCCUGGGUCAAUGGAUGACUCUACGGAGACAGGAUCAAUUGAAAUUCCCCCGAGGCCGGCAACAUCUGGUGGAGUGCGCGAGUCACCUCAUCGGCACCGUCUCGCAGAGGCACUAGCUGAGCAGCGCCGGGGUAACACGCCGCCCCCUGUUGGCGGGUUCUCACAGCUCAGAUCAACGCCCACUCCACCUUUGGCCCAGCGCUACGAACCGAAUCCAUAUGCGCAACAAAACGGAAACGCGGGUCUCUCCACACGCCCAGCCUACGAGAGCAUGUUGAUCACCCCGGGUUCUGACCCGAGCCAGUACUACCUCGCACAGCAACGACAAGGCAACGAGAAGACAGCCAGCUAUGACCAAGCAUAUAGCACGAGGGCCAGCCGACGGGAGAGCUCAAUGCUCAUGGGUCUACCGCCGAGAGGCCUAACGCCCCAGGGUUCUAUGUCUCGCCUUCGAGAGGAGACGCGUUACCAAUGA
Cryphonectria parasitica EP155 is the source of this 4062-nucleotide messenger RNA. Its product is annotated as RhoGAP-domain-containing protein. The annotation marks the transcript as partial. The record is from RefSeq and is a predicted model, not a curated record. Lineage: Eukaryota; Fungi; Ascomycota; Sordariomycetes; Diaporthales; Cryphonectriaceae. Gene Ontology annotation, cellular component: cytoplasm. The transcript has a single exon. Gene Ontology annotation, biological process: regulation of GTPase activity; signal transduction.